AUGUUGGCAGGUAAAGAUCUUCUUCAAAAGGGACUUCGGAAAAACAUUAAGUCGGGUUUUAGUACGAAAGUAUGGUUUCAUAAUUGGAUCCCGACAAUCCCGGCACGUCCAGCGAAAGAUAAUGGCGUUUUCAGAGAUCCGCACUUGUAUGUAAACCAUUUGAUCGAUUUUAAUACCAAGGAGUGGAAGAGGGACAUGCUCCAAGAGCUAAUUGAUCCUGCAGAUAUUCCUUUGAUUACGGGUUUAAGACCAAGCAGACAAUUUCAGGUAGACGAUUUUAUAUGGGUUUACAACAAGUCAGGCCUUUACACGGUUAAGUCGGGUUACUUGUUGGCAUCCAAAGAGGCUUUGGCGAGUCGGGAAGUGCUGGAACCAAGCAUCUCAAAGCUCCAAAAUCAGGUGUGGAAGACCCGAACUGCUAGGAAAGUAAAGCACUUCAUGUGGCAAGCUUUAUCGGGAUGCAUAGCAACUUGUAGUCGCUUAACAGAUCGCCAUUGUGGUCGAGAUAGAUCAUGCCCGCGUUGUGGUGCAGAAGAGGAAUCGAUAAAUCAUCUCCUGUUUGAAUGCCCUCCUGCCUUGCAGGUAUGGGCUCUCAGUAACAUUCCUACAAUUCCGGGGUCUUUCCCGAGUACCUCUCUUUUUGCCAACAUGGAUCACCUUUUAUGGAGAACAAAGGAGCAAGGAAUUGCUGAAGAAUUUGUAGAAUGCUUUCCAUGGAUCCUAUGGUUCAUCUGGAAAGCUAGGAAUGAGAAAGUUUUCAAUAACAAGGACAUCCGACCACCGGAGACGUUAGCUAAGGCAGUAGCAGAAUCUAUGUCAUGGAAAAUCGCUCAAACCAUAGAGGACGAACUAGAUCAGGACGAGGAUGGAGAGCAGGCAUCUGAGGCUAGAGUUUUGGCGCGAGACCUAUACGCGGGUAUACGAUGUCAAUCUGAUGCGUCUUGGUCCAGCAAUGGGAAGAGUGCGGGACUAGGCUUCUUCGUGAGUGGGACUCACACUCCUUUGUUGGGACAGAAAGGUAUUUCUCAAUCCCUCUCUGCACUUCAUGCAGAGUUUGAAGGACUUCUUUGGGCCAUGGAAACUUUGUUGCAACAUGGACAUCAUGAAGUUAAAUUUGAAACGGAUUGCUCAGAACUCAUUAAACUCAUUGAUCAAGCGGAGGAAUGGCCAGCCUUUUCCACGGAGUUAGAUAUUUUCACAACUACAAAAGCGAAAUUCUUUCAUUUCUCGAUUUCUUUUAUUUCUAGGAAUAAGAAUAUCCGUGCAGAUUCUUUAGCAAAGAAUGCGAGGUCACGAGAUAUUUUGUUUUCCCAUGUAAGCUCACACUUUCCGGUUUGGAUGGCUCACGAGGCCAUCCUCUUUGAUUCAGCUUAA
Molecule: messenger RNA, 1374 nt
Organism: Capsella rubella
Lineage: Eukaryota; Viridiplantae; Streptophyta; Magnoliopsida; Brassicales; Brassicaceae
Exons: 1
Coding region: 1-1374 (457 amino acids)
Molecular function (GO): nucleic acid binding; RNA-DNA hybrid ribonuclease activity
Source: RefSeq, a predicted model, not a curated record